AUGGCGAUCUGUACUUAUAACACACGUACGCUUGCAUCGGAAGCGGCCAUCGAAGAUCUGAUGAUGCAAGCCAAGAAGAUCAAGUACGACUUCAUCGGACUGACCGAGACGAGACGACGUCACCCUCUCAACGCCGUAUAUGAAACUGGAGAUGAACUGUUCUUAGGAACAUGCGACAGUAGAGGUGUUGGUGGAGUUAGCGUCCUCGUCAACACGAGUAUGGCAAAGAACAUCGACUCUUUUGAACAAUUUACGACCCGAUUCGGACGUCUGCAGAUGAGAAGAUGUGGCCCAACACCAGCUUUGAUCAUCUUCGUCGCUUACGCUCCAACAUCAAGCUACGAAGAAGAAGAAGUCGAAGCUUUCUAUAUGGACCUGGAGAAGUUCUACCGAGAAGACCAUGCCUUCUACAAGGUCAUAAUUGGCGAUUUCAACGCCAAGGUUGGCCCAAGAAGAACGCCGGAGGAACUUCACAUCGGGACCCACGGCCUACAAUGGAAUGACCAGGGGGAGAGGCUCUCCGAGUUCAUCAUGACGACUAAGACCAUCCAUGGGAACUCGCAAUUCCAGAAGCUCUCCGCUCUACAAUGUACGUGGGAGUCACCCGGUGGAGGGUUCUGCCUGACGGACGUCGCUGUUGUACCAAAGUUCUAUACGGGAUCGGACCAUCGCCUCAUCCGAGGAAGAUUUUCCUUCACAAGGAGAGCAGAGAAAGCCGCCAAGUUCAGAGAGAGAAAUUCCAGGACUACCAUCAACUGGGAUCUCUUCGCUACGUUAGCCGGCUUUUGGGAAGAUUCCGCAAUGGACAACAUCGACGAGGAAUAUGACCGGCUUGUUGAACACCUUCACUACUGCGCGAAGAAGGCUGAGAGUUUUAAAACCACCAAGAGGUGCCUGUCUCUUAAAACUCUUGAGUUGAUACGCCAGCAUGGAGCAGCACAAGCCGCAGGGAACCAAGAACUCACGUCCGAGCUCGCAAGGCUUUGCAGAGAGGCGAUAAAGGAAGACCUUAAAGAGAGAAGAGCAGAAGUGCUGGCUGAAGCUGCAGAGGCGGGGAAAAGCAUCCGCUAUGCUCGUCGAGACUUCGCCAGUCGCAAGACGAAGAUGACUGCUCUCCGGAACCCAAAGGGAACAGCCAUUGCAUCGAGAAGGGAGGGGGAGAAAAUCAUUUACGACUUCUACUCUGAUCUCUUCGACAGCUAUGUCCACUUGCCUCCUCACCAUCUGAGGGAAGACGGACAAGUCAUUCCAGAGGUUCUCCCGUCCGAAAUACGACGUGCUAUCAUGUCGGUAAGAAAUCGUACGGCACCCGGUCCCGACAAAAUAAGACCAGAACACCUGAAGAGCUUUCCGCCAGUACUCACCAACACCCUGGCGAGGCUCUUUACACGUUAUCUGUUGGAAUGCAAGGUUCCUAAACAGUGGAAGACCAGCAAGACCGUGUUUUUGUAUAAAAAGGGAGAUCCACAUGACAUCGGCAACUAUCGACAGCCAUGCGAGCAAGCAGGGUUUCAAAAAGGAUUCAGCACGAUUGACCACAUUCACACUGUUUCGAAACUUAUCGAAGUAUCACGAGAGUACAAGAUGCCGCUCUGUCUCACCUUCAUCGACUUGAAGAAGGCCUUCGACUCAGUUGAAACGGAAGCGGUCAUGGAAGCCUUGGACAACCAAGGCGUCCCUACUCAGUACAUAAAGGGUGAUACAAUCUCACCCAAAAUAUUCACAGCCACCCUCGAGAACGCAAUGCGAAAGUUGGAAUGGGACGACAUGGGAGUGAAGGUUGAUGGUCGGCAGCUACACCAUUUGCGCUUUGCUGAUGACAUCGUACUGAUAACACCUAGCAUCAGUCAAGCGGAACGAAUGCUGACCGAAUUCGAUGAAACAUACAUCGGUCUUCAGCUGAAUCUACAAAAGACGAUGUUCAUGCGGAACGGAUGGGUCUCGGAUGCCCCAUUCUCGCUCAACGGAACGAACAUAUCCGAAUGCACCAGCUACGUUUAUCUGGGUCGGGAACUGAACAUGAUGAACGACCUGACCACCGAGCUGGGCAGGAGGAGACGAGCGGCUUGGGGAGCGUACAAGAGCAUUGAGGAUGUAGUGAAGAAGACCAGGAACACCCGGCUCCGUGCUCACCUUUCCACCCCCGUUCUGUUGACCUUGUUCGGAAACCGGUCCUUCAAAGAAAAAUAUGAUGCUCUUCGUGUCCCACGCGAAAGGAGGAACCACUGGGCUACUCUGGCACGCGAUCGGGGCAAAUGGAAGAAUUACUGGCGCCCGCUCGAACAGUUCGAAAAUCAACGGGAGUCAAGGUCAUCAAGGCGAUAA
This is a messenger RNA of Necator americanus (New World hookworm), 2325 nucleotides long. RefSeq lists its product as uncharacterized. Gene Ontology annotation, molecular function: catalytic activity. NCBI's taxonomy places the organism in Eukaryota, Metazoa, Nematoda, Chromadorea, Rhabditida, Ancylostomatidae. The coding region runs from base 1 to 2325 and encodes 774 amino acids. The record is from RefSeq and is a predicted model, not a curated record. The transcript has 5 exons.